AUGAGCAGAGAGGAAAAUAAGGAAAGGCAGCAAGAUGGACCGGCAUUUGACUGUCUUAUUACCUCAAGACAAAGUUGCAAAUUUUUUACGUCAUCUGAAAUCAAUGGAAAAAUACUCGUUAGUUCGACAAGUGUUGCUCUUCUAGUCAGUGACGAAGCAUUGAGGAUGUUUUCAAUAGCUAUGCUUCCUCGGUAUUGCAUGGUACAACAUGAAGAUUUGUCCAGGAUCAGGCGACAAAUAGCGUAAAUAAGAAUGGAACGGUCCACUGGAGACUGUGAGCGUAGAUCGAAUACCGACAGCAUGUCAAGAACACGGCAUAUCUGAAAAAUUGCCAGUUCGGUACGGUCUUCCCCAGGAACAGUCGGGAGCUCUUUCUGCUGUAACCGCUCGUGGAUGUAACGUUCGGCUUCAGGAAAUAUUUCACCUUUGGGUACGAGAUCACCCACUGAACACUGUGCGGCAUGACAUAACCACGCAAGGCACACAUGCACCUCAGGCCCUACAACACUUCGCUUCAACGGAAUAUUUCGUCUUCCUCGAACGAUAUCCCUCAGAGCUUUAUCAAAAACGUCUGAGAAUGGAAUAUCUUUUGAAGCCAUGAGAAUCAAAUCCAUAGAACAAAUGUGUCCUCUGAUUGAGCUUUUAUCUUUUGUCGAUAAAACUGCAUGA
Molecule: messenger RNA, 669 nt
Organism: Haemonchus placei
Lineage: Eukaryota; Metazoa; Nematoda; Chromadorea; Rhabditida; Trichostrongylidae
Source: the annotation of a GenBank genome assembly